AUGUGGCUCCUGGAGAAAGCCGGCUACAGGGUGGGGACCACGGAGCCCGGGUCCCGAUGGGCGCCCUCCAACCUGUUCCCUAAGCGCCGCGCCCCCCACCCGCCGACGCGCGCGUACCCCAACGUCCUCACCCCGGACCGCAUCCCGCAGUUCUUCAUCCCGCCUCGGCUCCCUGACACAGGAGGCGCUGAGCCCCCGAGUUGGCGCGAAAUAGGAGGACGCGGCAUCACCGCGGCCUGCUCGCUGCCACACCUGGCGGGUCGCGAGGGCUGGGCCUUCCUCCCCGAGAGCCCGCACACGCGCCGCCGCGAGUCCCUGUUCCACUCGCCUCUACCCGGCCUGGCUGGAGGCCUCCCCCCGGCGCAGUCUCGGCUGCACGUCUCUGCCCCGGACCUGCGCCUAUGCCGAGCCCCCGACAGCGACACGGCGUCGUCGCCUGACCCGUCGCCCUUAAGCUCCCCGAGGCCUGGUUCGCCCAGGCCGCACUCGCUGUCCCCGGAGGAGCCCAGAUCCACAGGCAGGGGCCCGUACGCGCCGCGCCGCGCAGGGCCCCCCACCCCGCCGCUCUUCCACCUCGACUUCCUCUGCUGCCAGCUGCGGCCCACCAAGGAGAGCGUGCUGCGCCUCGGGCCCCGCGGCGGGCAGCUGCGGCUCUCCGCAGCCUACCAGGCGGGGCCAGGGCGGCUGCGGCUUCGCCUGGUGAGCGCCGAGGGCCUGCCCAGGUCACCGCCCAGCCCAGGGAGCGGCGGCGGCGGCUGCUGCGUGGUGCUAAGACUGCAGCCCCGCGUCCGGCCACGAGCCCAGCGCAGCCGAGUGGUCAAGUGCAGCGCCAACCCCAUCUUCAAUGAGGACUUCUUCUUCGAUGGGCUCUGCCCGCCAGACCUAGCCGCCCGCAGUCUGAGGGCCAAGGUGCUGGACAGGGGUGCAGGCCUACGCAGGGACGUGGUGCUGGGGGAGUGCGAGACACCCCUUAUUGCCCUGUUGCCCCCCUUGGGUGGAGGGCUAGGCCCAGGGUCCUCCCUGGCCCCCUCCCAUCUCAGCCUGUAG
This is a messenger RNA of Castor canadensis (American beaver), 1047 nucleotides long. RefSeq names its product C2 calcium dependent domain containing 4D (gene C2cd4d). NCBI's taxonomy places the organism in Eukaryota, Metazoa, Chordata, Mammalia, Rodentia, Castoridae. The record is from RefSeq and is a predicted model, not a curated record.